UCCAAACCCUCCACUACUCCCCUCACUCCUUCACCGUUACUUCAAGGCUAUUUCCGGCUGUACUCCGGCGAUAAUACAACUAUACAUAUAUAGUAAGAAAUAGGAGAAAUGCCGACCAGCUAUGACGACCAUCAGCAGAAGAAUCGGGCGCUUUCGACCCGAUUGCUCGAUCCGGGUGAAGUAGCAGUAGAAGAAAGGGCAUAUGAUACUUCCGAGAAAGUCCACGUAAUCGGAGUCGACGAGCCUGAAGCAGAGGACGACUACACCAAGACGCCGCCAUUUUCAUGGAAGAAGCUCUGGCUCUUCACCGGACCCGGAUUUCUGAUGAGCAUCGCCUUUCUCGACCCCGGGAACCUGGAGAGCGAUCUCCAGGCAGGUGCGAUUGCGGGGUACUCCUUGCUGUGGCUGCUCCUGUGGGCCACGGCUAUGGGCCUUCUGGUCCAGCUCCUUUCGGCCCGGCUCGGGGUGGCCACCGGAAAACACCUGGCGGAGCUCUGCCGGGAUGAGUACCCCAGGUGGGCCAGGCUUCUGCUGUGGAUCAUGACUGAACUUGCCCUGAUUGGGGCUGAUAUCCAGGAGGUGAUUGGCAGCGCUAUUGCCAUCAAGAUUCUCAGUAAAGGGUUCCUGCCUCUCUGGGCUGGUGUUGUGAUUACUGCUUCCGACUGCUUCAUCUUUCUAUUUCUUGAGAACUACGGUGUGAGGAAGUUAGAAGCACUUUUUGCUGUCCUUAUUGCUGUUAUGGCACUCUCUUUUGCUUGGAUGUUUGGGGACACAAAACCCAGUGGUGUUCAGCUUCUUCUUGGUGUUUUGAUCCCAAAGCUUGGCUCCAAAACAAUAAAGCAGGCAGUGGGCGUUGUGGGGUGCAUCAUCAUGCCUCACAAUGUAUUCCUACAUUCUGCUUUAGUUCAAUCUAGAGAUGUGGACACCCGCAAGCCCGGCAGAGUCCGAGAAGCCAUAAACUACUACUCGAUUGAGUCGGCAGCCGCCCUUGCGAUUUCCUUCAUCAUCAACCUGUUUGUCACAUCUGUGUUUGCCAAGUCAUUCUUUGGAACUGACCAGGCUAACAGCAUUGGGCUGGGAAAUGCAGGGCAGUUUCUUCAGGAUAAGUAUGGUGGUGGGUUGUUUCCCAUUAUGUUCAUAUGGGCUAUUGGGUUGUUGGCUGCAGGGCAGAGUAGUACUAUCACAGGUACCUAUGCUGGGCAGUUUAUUAUGGGAGGCUUCCUUCAUAUGAGCUUGAAGAAAUGGCAAAGGGCAUUGAUAACAAGAAGUUGUGCUAUUAUCCCAACACUGAUUGUUGCACUCGCCUUUGACACUUCUGAGGACUUGUUGGAUGUUCUAAAUGAGUGGCUCAAUGUUCUUCAGGCAAUCCAAAUCCCAUUUGCUCUCAUUCCCCUUCUUUGUUUAGUCUCAAAGGAACAGCUCAUGGGUGUUUUCACCAUUGGCCCUAUUCUCAAGGUCAUAUCAUGGCUAGUAGCGAUCUUCCUGAUUGCAAUCAAUGGGUACCUUAUGGUAGACUUUUUCUCCUCAGAAAUUAGAGGAGUGGCCUUUUCUUCUGCCAUAUUCACAUUCACAGCUGCAUAUAUUGCAUUCAUAAUAUACCUUGUUUCACGGGAACUGCCAUUUUCCAAGCCUAGGAAGGAAGCAUCCCAAUUGUAGGGAAUUUGUUCAAGAAACCCUUGAUCAUCAGUCAAAAGUUGUGCUUUGCUGAAUGCUGACCAAGUGGGAUAUAUUGGAUAAGGAAGAAAAUUUGGGCCCUGAAAGCUACUUAUUAUUAUAUAUAUUAGCCUGUACGGCUAGCAGUAGCAUGGUAUGUUGAGUGCCUUUAUAGAGCCCAAAUGUGAAGAAAUAAAAUCAUUUGAAUCAUUAGAUCCCUUUACUGGGAGUAAUACUAGCAGUCCUUUCCCCUUUUUUGUUUUUCAUUUUUGGUGGAGUAAGGUAAAUUUAGAUGUGACUUUGAGUAGGGAAUUCCACUGAUGUAUUCGCUCAGGUAGGCGAUUUCCUUAAGUGUGUCAUGUUAGCUAAUGAAAUUCAGCUGAAAUAUGUAUGAUUUGUAAUGAACUAUUAAUUGGCAUUCAAAUGAAGAGUUCUUACGUAUGUAUUUAUUAUUUUAUUUAUCUAUUUAUUUAGUGCAAUUCAAGUCAAUAGCAUUUCAUCAUU
Messenger RNA from Cuscuta epithymum, 2157 nucleotides. Lineage: Eukaryota; Viridiplantae; Streptophyta; Magnoliopsida; Solanales; Convolvulaceae. The record is from the annotation of a GenBank genome assembly.